Molecule: messenger RNA, 3042 nt
Organism: Lotus japonicus
Lineage: Eukaryota; Viridiplantae; Streptophyta; Magnoliopsida; Fabales; Fabaceae
Product: putative E3 ubiquitin-protein ligase RF298
Exons: 4
Coding region: 249-2735 (828 amino acids)
Source: RefSeq, a predicted model, not a curated record
AAAUGGACCCUUUGGUUUCCAAAACCCAAAACCCAAAGAGAGAGUGAGAGGUGCAAACACACAACACAACACAACACAACACAAACACAAACACAAGCCAAAGUGUAUGUGAAAGCAACCAGAAUCCGCUACUCACGACUACAAUCCAAGCACACCCAAAUUUUUGUUUCCCUUCCAUGUAAACCUACCAGGAAACUCCUCAUUUGGCUCUUGUUCUUGCAAUUCUUUGCCUAAGGUAGAGGAUUGUCAUGGGCAAAGGUGUGUUGGGCUUUAGUGUAGUUGUUCCGGAUAUGGGCAAUACUGUUGAUGGUGAGGAAGGGCAUGAUCAAGGGUGUAAGAACAAGAGAAAAUUAGCUCAUCCAUCUGAGUUUCCUGCUAGUUUGCCCUCAUCUCUGUUUGAGUUUCCUCGGUAUGCUUUACCGAUAUCACAAAGCUCGGGUGACUUUAAUUUGCCGAAGUUAGGGUCAGAUUUGUGUGGAGAAGAAUCAGAAGUGCGUAUGCAUGAGCUUGUGGAUUGGAAUGAUCCUAUUGCAAGCCAGCUGGAGGAGUUACUCUUGUCCAAUUUGCAAACAGUUUUCCGUGGUGCUAUCGAGCAGAUUGUUGAAUUUGGCUUUAGUGAGGAUAUAGUUGAGAUGGCCAUUUCAAGGAAGGCCCUUUACAUGGAGGAAGGAGAUCCUGUCGCAAAUAUUGUACGUGACACAGUGAAUGUUUUGAAGGGAAAAGAUGGUGACCCUUCAGACAUUGUAUUUGAAAAUUUCCAGAACUUGCUGCAUUACACCAUGGUGGAGAUGAUCGGUGUACUUCGUGAAGUUAAACCCUCCCUGACAGUGGGUGAAGCCAUGUGGGUUUUGCUGAUAUGUGACUUGAAUAUUUCACUUGCCUGUGCAGCAGAAGAUCGUUUGGGCAGUGUUGUUUGUAAUGAGGAAAACUCUACCUUUUCUUGCUAUCCCCUAUGGAACGCAGAGGCUAAAACCUUUGAUCUAAUUCCAAAUUGCAGUCCACCAACUCUGAAGGAGGACUCAUCCCCCAACCACCAGAAUCAUAAGUAUGAAGCACCUAAGCUUCGAAGCAGCCUAAAUGCAUCAAUCAGUCGAAAUCCUGUUGCUUCAGAACAGGUAAAGCUUAAGGAAGAGAAUAUUUUAGUGCCAAUCACUGCAGAGAAACCCUUCGGAGCUUCUGUGGUUACUGUGCAGGAAUGUAAAUCAGGAACUUGUUCUAAGCGGCAUUCUAGAAAAGAAAUGGCAACACUUAGGCAAAAGUUCCUUCAUAUGGAAAAAGCUUACAGGGCUUGUGGAAAAGGGGGGUUUAGAUCAGGGAAGAUUACAAGCAUUGGAGGUUUGGUUGUUGAGAAAAGACUGAAGGUACCAUCUGAAAUUCCUAAUCAGAAAAUGAAAUGUGGCUCCUCAAAUAAUGCAAGUACAAAAGGAGUUCGCUCUGCAGAUAAAUCAUGCCAUGUUUCAAAAACAGAUGCACCAGCUAUACCUGAAGGAGUUAGCUCUGGAACAUUACCCACAAAGGAUGCAAUAUCUACUGCUCCCAUAACGAAUACAAACACUUCAGCACCGAGCACUACAUGCAAACUAAGCUCACAUGACACACAAAAGAUCCUUGAUUACUGUGCUGGUAUUCCUUUUGAUGAAGCUUUGGGUAAGUAUGUUCCGCGAAAUGAGAAGGAUGGAGUAUUUUUGAAAUUAAUAUGUAAAGUGCAAGAAUUGCAGGAUGAGCUACAAAGCUGGAACAACUGGGCAAAUCAGAAGGUUAUGCAGGUUACUGCUAGGGUUGUCCAACUGCAGGCUGAGUUUAAGGCUUUGAGGAAGGAGAAACAAGAAGCUGAACAGUUUAAAAAAGAUAAGAAAAUUUUGGAGGAGAAUGCUGUGAAGAGAAUAUCUGAAAUGGAGAAUGCUGUCGAAAAUACUAAAACGCAAAUGGAGAGUGCUAGUUCUGCUACCCUUGUGCUAGAGGCAGAAAACGCCUUGCUAAAGAAGGAGUUGGAUGCUGCUAAGUCGUGGGGUUUAAAGUCAGCGACAAGCUAUCAACAAGCACUCGAGAGAGAGCAGAUCGCUCUUAAACAGGUUCAGUCAUGGGAAGGCCAGAAGAGUUUGCUUCGAGAUGAGCUUGAGAGAGAGAAACUCAAAUUAUCAAACCUGCUACAGGAGCAAGACAAGGAGAAAAGUCGUCAAGCCAGGCUUGAGGGUAGAUUUGAAAGAGAAAGAGUUGCAACAGGAAAGGUCCUUGCACAGGCUGCAUCCUUUAGAAAGGAAAGAGAACAAAUUGAAGCUCGCAUAAAACUUGAGGAGGAUAAGAUUAGAAAGAAGGCAGCUAGUGAUCUGCAGGAUUAUGUGGAACAUAUUGCAAAGCUAGAGAACGAGCUGGUUGAACUGAAACUAAAAUCUGAUUCUGAAAAAAUAGCAGCACUGCGCAGGUGUAUUGACGGACGAAAUAGCAGUUUCUCAAGAACCAGGAAGAGCACUCCAAUGGUGAAGGGAAACAAGAAAUCUGAAAUAUCACAAACUCCAGUGAGCUUCCAAGACCAAUUGGAAGACUCGAGUGUGAGGCGGGAGCGGGAGUGUGUCAUGUGCUUGUCCGAGGAGAUGUCAGUAGUUUUUCUGCCAUGCGCACAUCAGGUCGUGUGUCCAGAUUGUAACGAGCUCCAUGAGAAGCAGGGGAUGAAGGAAUGCCCUUCAUGCAGGGCUCCAAUCCAACACAGGGUUCAUGCUAGAUUUGCUGGGCAAUAAUUGUGAGAAUACUGAAGAAGCAUUACAGUAAAUUAUGGGGAUUCUUUGAGGAGGUCCCUUGGAAAUUCAUUUGGCAUUCUUUGCCAAUGCUCCCUUUUAUCUUUAUAUGUUGGUUUUGAGACUGAAGCAAUUAGUAGUUUAUUAUACAUUACAUGUUUUCCCCUUCCCCUGAAAAUAAAAAGGAAAACAGCAUAGAGACGGUUAAAUGUAAAGUCCGUUCAUGCUUUUUGAAAAUGACUCAGCACAUUGAAAGUUGACAAAAAAAAGCAAGUCAUUGAAUUUUAAUACAAUAGAUAAGUUAAAUUAA